AUGACAUUGAUAUUUUCUCUUUACUACAAUAAAAUUAAAAAUUAAAUAUACAAAAAAACAAGUAAAAUUACCAGUUAUCAUGGCUUGCGGUAAUUGUGGUCCAACCCAAGGAAUGUGUCCAACUGUAUUUGAACAACGCCUGCGAGAAUUAUACGAAUACAACUGCAUGUUGCGACAGCAUUACCGUUGCUUGCUCUCUAUAUUCAAAACAAUGCAAAGGGAAUUCACCAAAGCCAAAGAAGAAAGACACCAUUUGGAAUACCACAGGACAUUCAGACCCCCUAACCCAGACUGGAAAAUAUGCCCCUCGCCUCUUGCACCACCACCGUGCGUGCAUCUGCUCCGAAGCAACGAUAUAGACCGAUUAUGCGAAGAAUUUAAGAACCUUUGGCCUACACUAAGCCAAGUGUUAGCCGAAAGGAACGAAAGAAAAUGCGAAAAUCAACGAUUGAAAAGAAAACUGUUGAAACUGAAGAAGAAAUACACGCCCGACGAUCUAUAUAAUUAAUGCAUUGUAAGGACCAAAAUGGAUGGGAAAUAAAAUAAC
Phyllotreta striolata is the source of this 547-nucleotide messenger RNA. The record is from the annotation of a GenBank genome assembly. Lineage: Eukaryota; Metazoa; Arthropoda; Insecta; Coleoptera; Chrysomelidae.